AUAACCACCACUAGCCUAUUCACUCACACACCAACACCAUCUGUUGUCUUGUAUGUGGCACACUGAGACCGAGCAAAGAAUCUCCGAAAGAUGGGGUUUCUUGCAGCAGCGAGUAGCAGCACCUUCUGCUUGCUGCAUUCUCCUCCUCUCUACCAAUUUCCAUUCCCUUCUUCUUCAUCUUGUUCUUCUUCUUCUUGGCCUAGAAAUGCCGCACGUUUCAAGACUCAGUUCCGAGCUCCCACAGCAUCGUCCUUGCGCCAACACGACCCAAUCUGCAGCAAGAGGACAUUUCUCUUGAUGGGUAUUGCUGUUCUUCCACUUCUACCAUUCAACACUGCUCAAGCUCUUGAAGGGUCUUCCGCUACCACAAAAGAAAGUGAGGUGAAGACAUCAGAGGAUAGCCCGAAAGCACAGACAAAUUCCUUUGCGUCUCUCCUGAAUGCAAUUGGAAUAUUUUCUGCUGGCGUGUUGGGUGCUCUCUAUGCACUAGCUCAGAAAGAAAAGUCCACUGCUGAUGCAACAAUAGAAACAAUGAGCAUCAAACUUAAGGAAAAGGAAGAGAAGAUAGUAUCCUUGAAGAGAAACUAUGAAUUGAAGUUACAGAAUGAGCAGGAAGAACGAGCCAAGCUACUUGGAAAAGCAAAGGAAGAACAGCAAGCAUUGACAAACCAGCUAAAUUCCGCAAUCAGUACUGUCACCCGUGUGGGUCAGGAGCUAAAAAGCGAGAAAAGUUUGAUUGAGGAGCUGAAACUUCAAAUUGACAGACUUGAAACUAAGCUUUCAAAGGCUGAUACAGAUAAGAAGGGUCUUGAAGACAAUUUGAAAGAGAAGGUUGAUUCUAUUGAAAUUUUACAGAAAAAAAUUGAUCUGCUGAGUGCAGACCUCAAGGACAAAGAAGUUGUUGUUCAGAAUCUAAAUUCAUCCCUGGCAGAAAAGGAGUUGGAAUUGAGGAAUUUGAAUUCUACCUAUGAGCAAACCAAGGAGGAAUUAUCUAAUGCUUAUUUGCAGAUUCAGGAGUUGAAAGAUGAACUACUAAAAAGCCAAAAAGAACUAGAGGGAAAAGAUUCCUUGGUGAUGGCACUAAAUUCAAGAGUAAAUUCCUUAACACUUGAGAAUGAUGGUUUUAAGAGUAAAUGUGAUGUCAUGGAGAAGGAAUACAGUGACCUAAAGUUGUCUGCUGAAAAGAAGGCUGAUUUGGAUGCUAAGAUUUUAAUAGAAAAAGAAGAGGAGCUUCAUCAGCUAAAGGAUAAAUUAGAACUGGCGAUAGAUGAAACAGGCAGAAACAAGGCCAUCAUUGCUGAUUUAGAGCAACAAAGACAAGGUUUAAAGGAGUCUCUAGAGAAUGAAUCUAGGGAAGUGAACAAUCUGAAGCAUGAACUCCAAGUCGCUCAGGAGAACCUUGGAAAAUCAAGGAAUGAGUCUGCUGAAUUGGAGAAAAGUCUAAACAAGUCAAAUGAAUUGCGCAAAGAGCUCGAGCUUGAGGUCUCUAAGCUUUCAUCUGAGCUCACUGAAGUUAAAGAGUCACUACAGGAAAAACUUGAUGAUGCAAAACUCGGGGCAGAAAUGCUAGCUAGUGAGCUUACGACAGCAAAGGAACAUUUGAAUAAAUCACAAGCACAGCUCCAAAGUAUGUCUGAUGAAUUAACAGCUACUCUUGAAAACCGUAGUAGCCUACAAAGAGAAUUAACUGAUGUCUACAAAAAGGCUGAAACCACAGCAAUGGAUUUGAAGGAAGAAAAACAGUUAGUUGCUUCUUUGUACCAAGAUCUACAAGCUUUGGAGAAGCAAGUCUCAAAGGACAAGGAGGCUCAAAGAUCUCUCGAAAUGGAUUUAGAGGAGGCUGCCAAAUCUCUAGAUGAAAUGAACAGACAUGCAUUGACCCUUACUAGUGAAUUAGAGAGGAGUCAGUCUCUUAUUUCUAGCCUUGAGAAUGAGAAAGAGGUGCUUUCCAAGUCUCUCAGUGAACAAAGAAAAGCAAGCAAAGAGGCCCGGGAAAACAUUGAAGAUGCUCAUAACCUCAUCAUGAGACUUGGCAAAGAGAGAGAGACUUUGGAUAGCAGAGGGAAGAAAUUAGAGGAGGAGUUGGCUUCUGCCAAGGGUGAAAUAUUGCGUUUGAGGAGUCAGAUCAAUUCUUCAAAAGUUGCUGUUAGCAAUGAGAAGCCUUUGAACAAUGAGAAAGUGCAGAAAGAUGAAGGUGAAACCAAGGUGAACACUGAGAAAGUGCAGAAAGAUGAAGGUGAAACCAAGGUCACUGUAACUGCACGGAAAACUGGCCGAAGGAGAAAGGCUAAUCCCCAAUAAUAUAGAGAAACUUGAGAGGCAUUAAAAAAUUCUGUUUAGCAGAGUGAUAUUCUAUAAUGAACCAUUUAGAAUGCAGUUGAUAUUGCACUUUAAUAAUCUCUUUGACAUGCACUAGUUUCCAUGUUGCUAUAGCAUUGUACAGAUUCAGUAACAUUGUAGGAAUUGUUGAGGCAAGCUUUUUGGAGUGUUGAUUUUUAGUAA
Lotus japonicus is the source of this 2502-nucleotide messenger RNA. Its product is annotated as MAR-binding filament-like protein 1-1. Gene Ontology annotation, biological process: mitotic chromosome condensation. Gene Ontology annotation, cellular component: chromatin; condensed chromosome; condensin complex. Bases 91 to 2301 code for a protein of 736 amino acids. Lineage: Eukaryota; Viridiplantae; Streptophyta; Magnoliopsida; Fabales; Fabaceae. Gene Ontology annotation, molecular function: chromatin binding. The record is from RefSeq and is a predicted model, not a curated record. The transcript has 4 exons.